UUUCCGUUCUCCCGUGUCACGUGACAGGGGAACUGCUGGUCUGUAACUGGUGAUGUGACGACGCAGCUAGCAGCAGUUAGCAAGUUUGUUGACUUUUACAUUUAGGUAUUUGUCCACAGAUUUAAGGGACAAGGCACGAAAAUGGACAACAGUGGGAAAGAAAAGGAAGCGGAAGCUUUGAUGGCGGAGGCGGACAAAAAAAUAAAAUCGUCGAAGUCGUUUUUUGGGACGCUGUUUGGGGGUUCCUCCAGGUCGGAAGAGGCCUGCGAAAUCUAUGUGAGAGCAGCCAACAUGUACAAAAUGGCUAAAAACUGGUCUGCUGCAGGAAAUGCUUUCGCGCAGGCUGCUCAUCUUCACCUGCAGAUGCAGAGUAAACACGAUGCAGCAACUAACCUCAUAGACGCUGGAAAUGCCUUCAAAAAAGCAGACCCCCAAGAGGCCAUAAACUGCUUAAACCGAGCAAUCGAGAUUUACACCGACAUGGGCCGUUUCACUAUUGCAGCAAAGCACCACAUCACCAUUGCUGAGAUUUAUGAGACCGAGCUGUUGGACAUCGAUAAGGCUAUUGCUCAUUAUGAACAGGCUGCAGAUUAUUAUAAAGGCGAAGAAUCCACCAGUUCGGCCAACAAGUGCCUUCUGAAAGUAGCAACCUAUGCUGCCCAGCUAGAGCAGUACCAGAAAGCCAUUGAAAUCUAUGAACAGGUGGGAACAUAUGCCAUGGACAGCACGCUGCUGAAGUACAGUGCCAAGGAUCACUUCUUCAAGGCGGCGCUCUGCCACUUCUGCGUGGACACGCUGAACGCGAAGCUCGCCGUGCAGAAAUAUGAAGAGAUGUUUCCAGCCUUUUCAGACUCUCGAGAGUGCAAGCUGCUGAAGAAACUUCUUGACGCCUGUGAAGAACAGAACGUGGACGCAUACACUGACUCGGUGAAAGAAUUUGACAGCAUUUCCCGUUUGGACCAGUGGCUCACCACCAUGCUGCUCCGCAUCAAGAAGACCAUACAGGACGAUGAAGAAAGCCUCCGCUGAUUCGCCUCCUUGAGUCCUCGGAAACCGACUUGCCCUUCUCUCGUUUGCCCCUUUCCACCCCCCUAAUGCCCCCUCAGACAGCAGCAUUCCUACAUUUUACCAACCUGUGUGCCCUUUGAUGGAUGCUGUCUGUCUCCUGUCAUUUGCAGUAUUCCUCGUUUUCUCCUUUUUAAAACGCCUUCUGUACUUUCGGUUUGAACACUAUUGUCAUGAGUGCACAGAGUCUGUUCCGUGUGUGUUUCGCUGCAGGUGUUGGUCUGCAGUUCAGAACCGGGCUGCAAUACUUUAACAACUCAAACCAGCAGACUUGUAUAGUAAAAAAAGAAAAAACAUUUUAUUUUCAUUGUAAAACGUUAAAUGCGAGUAUGGCGACUUGCUUACGAUUUAAUCUGCUUUAGGAUAAAGUAUAUUAUUCAAAAUUUGGAUAUAGACUGAACGGUCAGCUGUUUUAUUAUGAAACAUCAGAGACGCCACAAUCAGCUUUACUCUGCCUUACCGUUCUCAGUGUCGACUGAAAGGUUUAACCAACCGAUCAAUAAUAGAUAUAAUGGUUGAAGCUGCGUGCAGCGUUGAAUGGCCCGCCCUCGUCACCCCUUGACCUGCCUUCAACAGCUGAGAGGCUGUGACACCCCCUCACUCUCCCCAUCUGCCCUUGCCACCGUGGUCAGAGCUGCACGUGUCAAAUUCAUUAAAAAUAAUGUUUUCAAAAUGG
Oryzias latipes (Japanese medaka) is the source of this 1741-nucleotide messenger RNA. It is a transcript of the gene napab, whose product is annotated as N-ethylmaleimide-sensitive factor attachment protein, alpha b. Gene Ontology annotation, cellular component: synaptobrevin 2-SNAP-25-syntaxin-1a complex; vacuolar membrane; terminal bouton. The record is from RefSeq and is a predicted model, not a curated record. Gene Ontology annotation, molecular function: syntaxin binding; soluble NSF attachment protein activity. Gene Ontology annotation, biological process: regulation of synaptic vesicle priming; synaptic transmission, glutamatergic; intracellular protein transport. Lineage: Eukaryota; Metazoa; Chordata; Actinopteri; Beloniformes; Adrianichthyidae.